UCGACGCGAGAGAAGGGAUCGAGAUGAUCGUAGAUAUGAUAGGCCACGAGUGUCUGAUGAUCGUCAUCGGAGGCGUGAAAAUAGGAGAAGUCGAUCGCGUGAGAGGACGAGGGACAGCCCGCGGCGUUACGAACGAGGGGAACAUCGGGACGAACGUCAUAGUGGAAGGAGAGGAGAGAGACGGUCAAGAUCUCGUGAAAGAGAUAGACAUCACCGUUA
This is a messenger RNA of Perkinsus marinus ATCC 50983, 219 nucleotides long. RefSeq lists its product as hypothetical. The transcript has 2 exons. The annotation marks the transcript as partial. The record is from RefSeq and is a predicted model, not a curated record. NCBI's taxonomy places the organism in Eukaryota, Perkinsozoa, Perkinsida, Perkinsidae.